GCAUCCAAAGGCAAAAUUUGGAACCGGGGUUUGACUUAAACUUUUCCGAGUUAGAGCCCAAGAAGGACAACAACAACAACCUUAAUAACAACGAACAAGCCCCUAGGGUUUUAGUUUUAGAUCCUCUCUCUCAACUCUGUCUGGGGUUUAGUCUUUUACACUUUACCCACAGACCUCUCUCUCUCUCUCUCUCUCUCUCUGUGAGAUCAAAAUAACUCAUUGAGUUACAACAAUGGCAACUGCCACUGCCACUGCGCCUCCAACUAGCAGUACCACUGCGCUGCCACAGAUGAAGAAAGAGAACGAAAAAGUCGAUUACUUCAACCUCCCUUGUCCUAUUCCCUAUGAGGAGAUCCACCGUGAAGCUUUCAUGUCUUUAAAGCCAGAACUAUUUGAAGGGAUGCGCUUUGAUUUUACCAAAGGACUCAAUCAGAGGUUCUCACUCAGCCACAGCGUGUUCAUGGGACCAAUGGAGAUUCCUUCACAAUCUUCUGAAACAAUUAAAAUCCCUACUGCUCACUAUGAAUUUGGUGCCAACUUUAUAGACCCAAAGCUGAUGCUUUUUGGGAGAAUAAUGACUGAUGGGAGGCUCAAUGCAAGAGUGAAGUGUGAUUUAACCGACAAUCUUUCUUUCAAGGGUAAUGCUCAGCUUACAAAUGAGCCGCAUAUGUCACAUGGAAUGGCCUAUUUUGAUUACAAGGGCAAAGACUACAGGUCCCAGUUUCAGCUGGGAAAUGGUGCCUUACUUGGAGCAAAUUAUAUACAGAGUGUGACCCCCAAUUUGUCUUUUGGUGGUGAAGUGUUUUGGGCUGGUCAGCAUCGGAAGUCUGGUAUUGGUUAUGCUGCUCGAUACAACACGGAUAAGAUGGUUGCCACUGGGCAAGUUGCAAGUACAGGAUUGGUUGCUCUGAGCUAUGUUCAGAAGAUAUCUGAGAAGGUUUCUCUAGCUUCAGACUUAAUGUACAACUACAUGUCAAAAGAAGCCACAGCCAGUUUCGGUUAUGAUUACAUCCUUAGACAGUGCCGCCUUAGAGGGAAGAUUGAUUCCAAUGGCUGUGCGUCUGCUUUUCUGGAAGAGCGAUUGAAUAUGGGUCUAAAUUUUAUUCUUUCUGCGGAGCUAGAUCACAGGAAGAAAGACUACAAAUUUGGUUUUGGGCUGACAGUCGGAGAGUAGAUAAGCAUGACUUGAUGCUGUUUUAUCCUCAUUCUUGGUAGCAACUUUGCGAGCUAUUCUUGCUUUAUUUUUCCUAUUGUCGCAGAGCAAAGAAACAGUUUUGUAUUUCUACUUUUGGCUACGUUAUGUGUGAGUAGCAUCGUGUGCUGCCACAGUUUAGCCGUCUUAUUUAUUUAUUCGGAGUUAACACUCUUAUUACCAUUUAGGGCUGUAGAAUGAGAUCAAAUAAUGCGAAUUAAGAUAUUUAUCACUUCAAUAACGUUGUUUUGAUUCUCUUCUA
Messenger RNA from Quercus robur (English oak), 1454 nucleotides. Its product is annotated as mitochondrial import receptor subunit TOM40-1-like. The transcript has 11 exons. The record is from RefSeq and is a predicted model, not a curated record. NCBI's taxonomy places the organism in Eukaryota, Viridiplantae, Streptophyta, Magnoliopsida, Fagales, Fagaceae. Gene Ontology annotation, cellular component: mitochondrial outer membrane translocase complex; mitochondrial outer membrane. Gene Ontology annotation, biological process: protein import into mitochondrial matrix. Gene Ontology annotation, molecular function: transmembrane protein transporter activity. The coding region runs from base 233 to 1174 and encodes 313 amino acids.